Molecule: messenger RNA, 3186 nt
Organism: Tarenaya hassleriana
Lineage: Eukaryota; Viridiplantae; Streptophyta; Magnoliopsida; Brassicales; Cleomaceae
Product: ATPase 5, plasma membrane-type-like
Exons: 16
Coding region: 74-2944 (956 amino acids)
Biological process (GO): regulation of intracellular pH; proton export across plasma membrane
Cellular component (GO): plasma membrane
Molecular function (GO): ATP binding; P-type proton-exporting transporter activity; ATP hydrolysis activity
Source: RefSeq, a predicted model, not a curated record
CAACCUUCUUCUCCUCUGAUUCGCCACUUUUUCUCUGUUUGUGCCCUUUUUUUGCUUACAUAUUAUCGUCGCUAUGGCUGCCUCCAGCUCUAACGAUGGGAAUGGACUCAACCACAUUAAGAAUGAGACUGUUGAUAUGGUCCAAAUUCCAAUGGAGGAAGUAUUUGAGCAGCUGAGAUGUACGGAACAAGGUCUAACUUCAGAGGAAGCUGCAUAUAGGCUUCAGUUGUUUGGACCCAACAAGCUAGAAGAGAAAAAGGACAGCAAGCUUCUCAAGUUUCUAGGGUUCAUGUGGAAUCCACUAUCAUGGGUCAUGGAGGCAGCUGCUCUCAUGGCCAUAGCUCUUGCAAAUGGUGCCGGCCGUCCUCCAGAUUGGCAGGACUUUGUCGGGAUAGUGUGCUUGCUCUUUAUCAACUCCACCAUUAGUUUUAUCGAAGAAAACAACGCCGGAAAUGCAGCCGCGGCCCUCAUGGCUGGAAUUGCUCCCAAAACCAAGGUGCUGAGAGAUGGCCGAUGGAGCGAGCAAGAUGCUGCAAUUCUUGUUCCAGGGGAUAUAAUCAGUGUUAAGCUUGGGGAUAUCAUACCGGCUGAUGCGCGUUUACUUGAGGGUGAUCCGUUGAAGGUUGAUCAGUCUGCUCUAACAGGAGAAUCGAUUCCGGUCAGUAAGAAUCCAGGGAAUGAAGUUUACUCGGGAUCGACUUGUAAACAAGGAGAGAUAGAAGCAAUCGUGAUCGCCACUGGCGUUCAUACCUUCUUUGGUAAAGCUGCUCAUCUCGUCGACAGCACGAAUCAAGUAGGACACUUUCAGAAAGUUCUUACCGCCAUCGGAAACUUUUGCAUCUGUUCAAUUGUUGUUGGAAUCAUCAUAGAGAUAAUAGUGAUGUACCCGAUACAGCAUCGAGAUUAUAGGGAAGGGAUAGACAACUUACUCGUUCUGUUGAUAGGAGGAAUCCCCAUUGCUAUGCCCACUGUCUUGUCUGUCACCAUGGCCAUCGGUUCCCACAGGCUUUCUCAGCAAGGUGCCAUUACAAAGAGGAUGACAGCCAUCGAGGAAAUGGCGGGCAUGGAUGUGCUGUGUAGUGACAAGACGGGAACUUUGACUCUAAACAAGCUUACAGUUGAUAGGGACCUGAUAGAGGUGUUUGCCAAAGGUGUGGAUAGAGAACAUGUCAUCCUUUCGGCGGCAAGGGCUUCAAGGACUGAGAAUCAGGACGCCAUUGAUGCUGCAACUAUUGGGAUGCUUGCAGAUCCUAAAGAGGCCCGGGCUGCUAUUCGAGAGGUUCACUUCUUUCCUUUCAACCCUGUCGACAAGAGAACUGCUUUGACCUAUAUAGAUUCCGAUGGAAACUGGCACCGAGCAAGCAAAGGUGCUCCAGAGCAGAUUCUAAAUCUCUGCAACAGCAAGGAGGAUAUCAGAAGGAAGGUUCAUUCAGUGAUCGAUAAAUUUGCUGGACGAGGGUUGCGGUCUCUGGGUGUUGCAAGCCAGGAAAUUCCCGGGAAGAACAAGGACAGUCCCGGUGGCCCAUGGCAAUUUCUAGGCCUGUUGCCUCUCUUCGAUCCUCCUAGACACGACAGUGCUGAAACGAUUAGAAGGGCGCUUCACCUUGGCGUUAAUGUCAAGAUGAUAACCGGGGAUCAGCUAGCAAUUGCCAAGGAAACUGGACGCAGGCUCGGGAUGGGAACGAACAUGUACCCUUCUUCCACGUUUCUCGGACAAGACAAAGAUUCCUCUGUCGCAGCCAUCCCGAUCGAUGAGUUGAUCGAGAAGGCCGAUGGAUUUGCGGGAGUUUUUCCAGAACACAAGUAUGAGAUUGUUAAUAGGCUUCAACAGAGUAAGCACAUAUGUGGUAUGACUGGAGAUGGUGUGAAUGAUGCCCCGGCACUUAAGAAAGCAGAUAUCGGUAUUGCUGUUGCCGAUGCUACAGAUGCAGCUAGAAGUGCUUCCGACAUUGUUCUUACCGAGCCCGGGUUGAGUGUUAUCAUCAGUGCAGUACUCACAAGCAGAGCCAUAUUCCAGAGAAUGAAAAACUACACAAUUUAUGCAGUGUCGAUCACUAUACGGAUCGUGUUUGGCUUCAUGUUCAUUGCCUUGGUAUGGGAGUUUAACUUUUCUCCCUUCAUGAUCCUCAUCAUUGCCAUCCUAAACGAUGGAACAAUCAUGACCAUAUCAAAGGACAGAGUGAAGCCAUCUCCACAGCCUGACAGUUGGAAACUCAGAGAAAUCUUCUCGACCGGGAUUGUGCUCGGAGGCUACAUGGCCGUGAUGACAAUCGUGUUCUUCUGGACGAUGAGAGACACCAAAUUCUUCACCGAUACGUUUGGGGUCAGGCCCUUGAAGAUCAAUUCACAGAAAAUGACAUCAGCACUGUACCUGCAAGUCAGUAUUAUCAGCCAAGCUCUCAUCUUUGUGACGAGGGCUCGUAGCUGGUCCUACGUAGAACGCCCUGGACUCCUCUUACUCGGCGCUUUUGUUGUAGCUCAGCUGAUAGCGACAUUAAUAACUGUGUACGCGAACUGGAGCUUUGCUCACAUACAAGGAAUAGGAUGGGGAUGGGCAGGAGUGAUAUGGCUAUACAGCCUUGUAACGUACAUCCCUCUCGACUUUCUCAAGUUCGCCAUCCGCUACGUCCUCAGUGGCAGAGCUUGGAACAACCUUCUUCAGAACAAGACGGCUUUCACGACAAAGAAAGACUAUGGGAUCGAGGAGAGGGAAGCACAGUGGGCUGCAGCUCAGAGAACCAUCCAUGGCCUCCAAACCCUAGACACCGCCAUCUUCCCUGAAAGGAACAGCUGCCAUGAACACUCUGAGAUCGCUGAGCAGGCCAAGCGCCGUGCUGAAGUUGCCAGGCUGAGAGAGCUGCACACGCUGAAGGGUCACGUGGAAUCGGUAGCGAGGAUGAAAGGAAUCGACAUCGACGCGAUUCAGCAGCAUUACACAGUUUAAGGGCGGGAAAGACAGAUAACCAACAGUAUGUUUCAUUGGUUUUUGUCUCGAACUAAGAGUAGUUUAAAAAACCCUACAACAAAUAGUUUGUAGAAGAAGAAGAAGAAGAAGGUAUAAUCUUCCUUUUCAAGGAUCCGUUUUUGUAACGUUGAGUUUUUUCACAUGAGAGUUUUAUUUUACAAUGCAUGCACAAGGCAUUGCUACACUUCCUUUUAUUAAUUAGUCUAAGGUUUCAUAAUUCA